CCGUUUAAAGCCUGUUGGCCAGUACCGAAUUUGGAUGCUGUGAAAUACAUGUGAAUAAGACUUAUUGUAGGUCAGAGGUAUUAACGGAAUUAACGGCUUCUGUCAAAUGUUUUCGGAUAACAGGAAACGUGGGUGGCCAGUUUAGUCCAAGAGAACUUUUUUUUGCGGAAGACGAUUAUUUUCGAAUUAUCGACGGAGCAUGGAUUGUAAAGACUUUAAAAUGAUUGUUGACCAGGCAUGCAGAGCUGCAGAAGAAUUUGUGAACAUUUACUAUGAAACAAUCGAUAAAAGACGAAGGGUUUUGCCAAAACUGUAUAUGGAUAAAGCCACCCUGGUAUGGAAUGGUAAUGCCAUCACCGGCCAAGACUCCCUUGGAGAGUUUUUUGAAAUGCUCCCAAGUAGUGAAUUCAGGGUGAACACAUUGGACUGCCAGCCUGUUCAUGAGCAAGCAACUCAGGGCCAACCAACAGUGCUUGUGGUCACCUGUGGAAUAGUAAAGUUUGAAGGAAGCAAAUACCGCUAUUUCAACCAGACAUUUUUAUUGACAACACAUGCAGUGCCCACCAACUCUUUGCCUGUGUGGAAGAUUGCUAGUGAUUCUUUCCGAUUCCAGGACUGGGCUAGUUAGUCAUCGUUUCCUUGGAAAAUUGUGAAAGAUGUCCCUACCGUAGUUUAUGCUAAACUGAAAUGUGUUUUGUCUGCAACAGUUACACUUAUUUUUGGAAUUACUAACGUCACAUAGGACAAUGCAUUUCAUUUCUCCUGACAGUAGGUGGUUAUAUAAAAUCAUUUACUGUGAAGGGAAAAGUAUUUGAUUAUGUGUGACAACAGGAAUAUUCUUUUAACAUGGCUUACUUGGUCGUAUCCUGCAGUCUUUAAAAAUGUUUUUAUAAUAUGCAUUUGGAUUAAUUACUGAUAUUAUUUUGCAAAUGUUUUUCCUGGUUAGUUUAAAAGUUGUUAACUACAGGAAUUCCUGUGAUCCAAACAAAGGAAAUGUGUAUCACUUUAGGAACAGGAAACAUAAAACCACAGGGAUUCUGCCAAUGAAAUGGGUGUACCACUUUAUUAUUCUAUGUAUUUUUGUUUAUUCAAAGCAACCAUUUCACUCAAAAAAAAAAAAAAUCGACUUGGCUUAAAAAUCAAAUUGAACUACUUCAAAAAACUUACAUUUACAUUGCAGAUGCAUCGCUGAUCAUAUCAUGUGAGAACCUAAUUAAUUAUACCUUGUGAUCUUUUAUUGCAUUUUUGCUGGAAGCAAAACCCUGUGGUUGAAUUGCAUACAUUAAAAAUUUAUAAUUUAAAAUUAUGAGCAACAAUGUUGCCAUUUGAAGGUGUGCCUCAAAACAAAUAUGACUGAGCAAGUACUGCCAUGCUGGUCAUUGAAGGUUCUUAUAUUUAGGUUCACCUUUUAUAAUUAAAUAAAAGGAGGCUACAUUGGUAUGAUUUUCACACCCUAUACAAAUGUAUGAUUUAGAAAUAAAAAAUGUUUUAAAGACAA
This is a messenger RNA of Erpetoichthys calabaricus (reedfish), 1498 nucleotides long. It is a transcript of the gene nxt2, whose product is annotated as nuclear transport factor 2-like export factor 2. Lineage: Eukaryota; Metazoa; Chordata; Cladistia; Polypteriformes; Polypteridae. Bases 200 to 628 code for a protein of 142 amino acids. Gene Ontology annotation, biological process: protein import into nucleus. The record is from RefSeq and is a predicted model, not a curated record. The transcript has 4 exons. Gene Ontology annotation, cellular component: nuclear pore central transport channel.